Messenger RNA from Aspergillus steynii IBT 23096, 1590 nucleotides. RefSeq names its product MFS transporter. Gene Ontology annotation, molecular function: transmembrane transporter activity. Lineage: Eukaryota; Fungi; Ascomycota; Eurotiomycetes; Eurotiales; Aspergillaceae. The record is from RefSeq and is a predicted model, not a curated record. Bases 1 to 1590 code for a protein of 529 amino acids. Gene Ontology annotation, biological process: transmembrane transport. The transcript has 6 exons.
AUGCUGGAAAAAGCGCCGAGGCUGCCGGUCCGGCAGCUAUUGAUUCUCUCAAUAUGUCGCUUCGCUGAGCCGGUCGUCUUGACGUCUGUCUUGCCUUAUCUUCCCGAGAUGAUCGAGUAUGUCGGCGUGCCUAAAAAUGAGGUCGCCAAAUGGGUCGGUGUGACUUCGGCCGUGACGGCUGUCUGUCAGGCCGUGAUGGCCGUUUCCUGGGGUACUGCAUCCGACUAUGCCGGUCGGAAGUAUAUCAUCCUGCUGGGGUUGACCUGCACCAUGUUCUUUUCCGUGAUGUUUGGAAUGUCGCAGACGCUGGCGAUGCUGGUGGCCUCGCGCGCAUUCCUGGGUCUGAUGAACGGAAACGUGGGGAUCAUCCGAACCAUGGUAGCCGAGAUGGUGCCAGAGAAGGAGCUCCAGCCGCGAGCCUUCAGUAUCAUGCCCCUGGUGUGGACGAUUGGCAGUAUCUUUGGUCCGGCAUUUGGGGGUGCGCUUGCCCGUCCGGCAGAAAAGCAUCCUGAGCUUUUUGGGGACUCAGAGUUCUUGAAGAAGUAUCCUUUUAUUCUGCCAAAUCUGGCGGCCGCGGCUCUUUUCGUCGUGGGCAUUACCAUUGGCUUUCUAUUUCUCCAUGAAACAUUGGCAUCUAGAAAGGAUCGUCGCGACUAUGGUCUCGUGCUAGGAGACCUGUUGACGCGCUCGUGCACCUCACGAUCAGAGAAGCGCCCGUAUCAGAUUGUUGAAGAUGACGAGUCGACCGCAUUGCUGGGCGACAGGCGAACGCGGCAGGCAGGGAAGAAAAGCCCCGGCAAGCGACCCAGCUGGAAGCAAAUAUUUACGCCACAGUCACGGCUGAUCUUGCUGGCAUAUGCCUUGAUGUCGAUGCACACGAUGGCCUUCGACUCAGUCCUCCCUGUGUUCUUACAUACUCCGGUGCAGCGUCUGCACGACAACCCAGACGUUCGAUUGCCGUUUAAGUUCUUGGGCGGUUUCGGCGUGGACUCCCAAACGAUCGGAAUUUACUAUACUCUCAUUGGCAUCAUCGGCAUGGUGGUACAAUUCACCGUCUUCCCCACCGCUGCCAAGCGGUACGGCGUCCUCAAUUGCCUGAAAGUUGUCUCCCUUAUCUUCCCCGUCCUGUAUUUCUUGACCCCCUUCACAGCCCUUGUGCCUGCGUCAUUGCGCCAUGUCACCGUAUUUAUUCUCAUGCUCGCCAAGCUCUCGGCAUCCAUCUUUUGCUUUCCCUGCACCACCAUCCUGCUCACCAACUCGGCCUCCAGUCUCAGCGUCCUGGGCACUCUGAACGGCGUCGGCACCAGCGUCAGUGCUAUCGGGCGCGCUGUGGGACCCGCCGUCACCGGCGCGGCGUUCUCGUUCGGCGUGAAACGCGGGAUGGUCAUCAUUCCCUGGUGGAUACUCUGCGUGUUUGGGGUUCUCAGUGCGGUUCCGGUGUUCUGGGCCGUCGAGUCGGAUGGAUUCCAUGGUUCGGCGGACGAGGACGAAUCGGAACCGAAUGAGCCAUCCAGUGGAGGUGGAUACGGAGCGACAGAGGCUGAGACAGAUCCUCAGGCCAAUACCGGUAUCACUCCACGAAGAGAAUGA